Molecule: messenger RNA, 1014 nt
Organism: Cornus florida
Lineage: Eukaryota; Viridiplantae; Streptophyta; Magnoliopsida; Cornales; Cornaceae
Product: RING-H2 finger protein ATL68
Exons: 1
Coding region: 89-724 (211 amino acids)
Biological process (GO): protein ubiquitination
Molecular function (GO): transferase activity
Source: RefSeq, a predicted model, not a curated record
CAAAUAAAGAUCCACCCACUAUUCCCUCUCUCUCUCUCUCUCCUCCUCACAAACAAAUGGAAAUUCCUACCACCCCACUUCCCUCCCAAUGUCCUACACCUCCAUUGGCAGCGGCAGCCUUUCUGCUGUCAAUUCCUCCACCACCACCGUUCCCGGCGCCGCAUACGGUGCCAUACCACCACCGGCCAACUACAUCGCCCCAAGCUUCAACCACCUCGGCCUCGGCUAUUCCAUCGCCAUCGCCCUCGCCUUCCUCGUCCUCCUCUCCACCCUCGUCCUCGCCUCCUACGUCUGCUGUCGCGCCAUCCACCGCCGCCCUCGCCACCAAAACCAAAACCCUAACCCCAACAACUCCGACAACGGCAUCGUCCUCCCCCGUAUAAUAUUCGUUGCCGAGGACGACGACGACGGCACCGAAAACGCCGUCGUAGGGCUGGAUCAAGCAGUCAUCAAUUCGUACCCUAGAUUUCAAUUUUCGAAGGACGGUGGUGGUAGAGGCAAUGAUUCGACGUGUUCGAUCUGUUUGUGCGAGUACAAGGACGCCGAGAUGAUGAGGAUGUUGCCGGAUUGUCGGCAUUACUUUCACUUGAUUUGCAUCGACGCGUGGUUGAAGCUGAACGCGUCGUGUCCGGUCUGCCGGAACUCUCCACUGCCGACGCCGCUGUCCACGCCGCUCUAUGAGGUGGUGCCGCUGUCUCAAUACUCGGAUGGUCGGAGGAGGUGAUGAUUGGUUUGUGGUUUUGGGGUUUCAUGAGAUUGAAUGUGUUUGGUUGCUUUGAAAAAGUAGUACUCCGUAUAGUUUUGGAUAGGAAAUUUGUGGGAAUUGAGAGUUUUGCUUAUGAACGUUUAGCAAAAGCAAUCUUAAAUACAAGAAUUGAGCUUUAGUCUUUUGACAUGAUUUGUUGUUACACAUUUGCUAAAUCUGAACUAUGUAUAUUGCUGGAUAUUCAUGCAAUUUGUGAACAACAUUUCUUAGUUAGGCUAUGUGGAAUAUAUUGGUUUCAAUUUUUUUUU